AUGUCAGACAUAAACUCUACAAAGCCCAGGACUCUGGGCCGGGGGAUCUGUAUCAUCACAGGAGCCUCCAAGGGAUUCGGACGGGCGCUGGCACACAAAGUGUCCCACUCUCUGGAGCCCCGCUCUGUCCUCCUGCUGGUGGCUCGCUCUGGGACUCUGCUGCAGGAGAUGAAGGAAGAGCUGCAGAGCUUCACUGAGGAACAGCAGCUGGGGGUUCACUGCAUAGCUGUUGAUCUGAGCAUGAAAGAGGGGGUGGAUGAAAUUGUCAGGGUGGCAAGGAAGGAAGCUGUAAAUGAAAUAGAACAUGUGCUUCUGAUCAACAAUGCUGCAUCUUUGGGCGACAUUUCCAAGUUUGGGAGUUUCACCGACCCCAAUGAGGUGAAUUCUUAUCUGUCCCUCAACGUAAGCUCUCCCCUGGCUCUGACUGCAGGGAUCCUGCAGGUGUUUCCCUACAGAACGGGCCUACGAUGGAGCGUGGUGAACCUCUCAUCAACGUUUGCACUGCAGGCCGUACCGUCCUGGGUGCUGUACUGCACAGCCAAGGCAGCCAGGAAGAUGAUGUUCACGGUGCUGAGUAAUGAAGAGCAACACAUCAAAGUCCUCAGCUACUCUCCAGGUCCAAUGGACACAGAGAUGCAGAAGGAUAUUCUGAGGUUAACAGGCGUCAACAAUCAUCCGCUGCCCUGCCAGGAAUCUGUGGGCAAACUGAUGAAGCUGCUUCUGGACAAUGACUUCUCCUCAGGAGCGCACAUCGACUUCUUCGAUGUGUGAUAUGAAUAUGAAACAGAGUGAAGAAUAAUAGUGUCCACCUCGUGUAAAUUAAAGUUGCUAAAGUUAGAUAGAAAGACCCAUGCUCUUUGCUUCUGCUCUCAAGUUAAAUAUUUAAGCAUAGAAACAAAUAGAACACAGUAGGGUAGCUAUAUGUAGUUUACAAAAAGAAAAGAAACACAACAAAAAUGACUGUUCCAGUUUUGUAAAUUAAUGUCACUCCUUAUUAUCCAUUUCCCCCUUCUAAAUAUAAGAACACAUCUAUGUAUAGCCC
This is a messenger RNA of Cottoperca gobio, 1042 nucleotides long. RefSeq names its product sepiapterin reductase b (gene sprb). Lineage: Eukaryota; Metazoa; Chordata; Actinopteri; Perciformes; Bovichtidae. The transcript is spliced from 4 exons. Gene Ontology annotation, biological process: tetrahydrobiopterin biosynthetic process. Bases 1 to 771 code for a protein of 256 amino acids. The record is from RefSeq and is a predicted model, not a curated record. Gene Ontology annotation, molecular function: sepiapterin reductase (NADP+) activity.